UACGUUGUAUUCCGCUUGAACAGCAGAGCACCACACGGACAGAUCCUCAGGUUAGCCACAGUGACAAUGUCGAAAUUUGAGGAAGUACAAAAAGAGAUCUGUAAAUACGACUAUGUGCGGUUUGCCCUCUGUGACCUGAAUGGCAUGAAUCGUGGUCAAGUGAUAGCUGGUCGCUAUGCCGCCGAAUACAUGGACGAUGGGUUGGAUUUGUGCGAAGACACUUUGGUAUUUGGCCCGAGAACAGAAAUAACUACCAUAGUGCAUGAGAAGAACUAUAAUAUUGGCAAUAUGUUGAUCUUUCCUGACGCUGACACACUGAGGUCCAUUCCCUGGGCUCCGGACGGAGUAAAGGUUGCUGAAGUCUUGUGUGAGUCUCGAUGGAAGAAAGACAACUCUCCACAAGAUGCGUGCCCUCGGUAUGUAGCAAGACAGCAGCUUCAGAGGUUGGGUGAUCUUGGAUUUGAUUUGUAUUCCGGUCAUGAGAUUGAAUUUAUACUCCUUGACAAUGAUACAUUGAAGCCAGUUUUUGCAGGAGACGAUAUGUACAGCAACAGGGUAUUUAACAACCAUAGCAAAUUGUUAUUCCACUUUGAUAGGCAUUUUCAAGAAUCCAAGAUAGAUGUUGAAAGGUAUCAUGUCGAAAUGGGACCUGGGCUUUUUGAAGCUGUGGCAAAACCCAAAUAUGGAAUCGAGAGCCCGGAUAUGGCCUUUAGCCUGAGGGAAGGUCUCUUGGAAAUGGCAGAUUUGGAGGGUUUUAAAAUCACCUUCAUGUCCCAUCCAUACUAUAAUCAGAUGGGGCUCUCCACACAUUUAAAUUUUUCGCUAUGGAAUAGAUCUGGUGAAAACAUAUUUUAUGACGAAUGUUCUCCAGACAAGCUGUCUACAGUCGCCAAAAGAUGGAUUGCCGGUAUCCUGAAACACAGUAAAGCUCUCUGUGCCUUUGCAAACCCAACUGUCAACUGCUAUAGGAACCUGGGUAAAUUUGGUUAUCCAUCAACCAUCUGUUGGGGAAUAGAGGACCGAUAUGCAUGCAUUCGCGCAAAAAACGAUGGACCUUCAAGAACAUACCUUGAGAACAGACUACCUGGCGGAAAGAGCAAUCUGUAUCUCGUAUUGGCGUCUACCAUUGCUGCUGGACUGGACGGCGUAAUUAAAAAGAUGGAGUGCCCACCCCCGGGCAAAACAAAGGACGACGAAUCCCUCCCUCUUUCCCUGGCAGAAGCUCUGGAUGAGCUGGAAAAGGAUGAGGUUCUAUGCAAUGCCUUAGGAAAGGAACUGGUGACAUGGUUUGUCAAGUGCAAGAGAGAUGUGGAGGUCGCUAAGUUCAAAUUGCUUAAGUCCGACGAGGAACGCUUUGCUAUGGAAAGAGUUGAAUACCUUUAAUAUGACAACAUGUUGGGCUUGUCAACAAUGUAUGAUCGUUUAGCACUUUAGUUGUGAUACUCUAUUCUGGUUGGCCAACCAUAACUACUUGUCUCUGAUUUAAACAUCUUAUUUGAUGACGGUAUCUCCGCUGAAGUGAAUGUUUAUAGAAACGUACUUCCUGCCCAAUCAAGGCUUAAAAUGAGGAUUUCAGCAAACGUGGGUUAUAAGUCGCGGAUGAUCUGCGGCUAUCUGCGGCGAUAUGGACACGAAAUUCCCGAUAUCACCCGAAUCAAACUAUUUGACAUAGAACAAUUCUGUAUAGUUUGUUUGUAUGGAGGCUGUCCUUUAUAUUUAAUGAAAUAUUUUAUGCAAGUUUAUGAAAAGAAAAUGAGAAAAGAAGUACACAGACGAGUGAAGCUCACAAAAUGGAAAGAUUAGCUGCACCUAUUAAACAUUUCAGCAAAUUUGUCCGUCGGCCAAAGAAUACAUAGCAUCCUAAAUAACUAUGACAGGAUUUGCCAAUUGGCUCAAUCCUAUUUCUGCAGGUUUAGAUUCUCAAUUAAAAAACAUUUCAUUUAUUCACUUAUGCAUGGAUAUAAUUGACAUAAAUAUCCUCUAGUUAUUUAAUAUUUAGUUAGUUUGGAUGACUAGUUCAUUAUAGUAUGUAAUAAUCGGUAUGGAAUAACAUCCUCUGUUACUUCUGGUUUCCAUUAGUGAGUGAGUUGGUCAAUAUUGUUUUACGUUCUGCGGUAUAUUCGCUUUGUAUUAGGUCCCUUUAGAAAACAACCACAGCAUUAUUUCAGGUACAGAAGAUCACCUUAUAAGUGACAUAUGAUUUGAAGAAUACCGCAGUGAGCAGUGAGCCCGUGAGCAGUGAGCCCUUAUAUGGUUCGCUGUAUGGUCGUUGUAUUUUCUUUGUCGGGUAGCCGAAUGUUGAAGAUCAAUUCAUAACUUAUGCAGAGUGUUGGAGUCUUACCUUAUGCCCGUUACACCUUUAGCUUAGGAAACAUAGGAAAGUUGGUUUACAUAGAUUGGCAAUAUCGAAGGUUAGGUAAUUAGUUUGGUAACAUUAGAACACAUUUAGAAAAGAUUGCCAGGGAUGGAGUUUAAAGGAAUUUAGCUUAGUGCUUAGUUGGAUCAUGUACUUAUUUAAAGCUACGUUGUCUGGAUUGUCAUACCACUAUUAACCUGGGGAAAAUGAACAAAGUUUGACAAAUAUUUUAUCACGUUAAAUGUCACAUAUUGAGAGUUGGGAAUUGUGAAAUAAGGUAAUAUUUCUACUACCGGCCACGUUCUAUUAUCUUUAGACUGCCAAGGGUAAACACGAUAACGCAUAACGGACAGGACCUGCAUCUCUCAUGGUGCUGGUCAGAUAGAGUCAGACGUUAAUAUCUUUAUCAUCCACCCUUAUCAAAUCACCCGUACCACGUGUACAUUCGUUGCAUACUAGAAACUGGUAAUCUAUUAUUCUUACUAUUCUUACUCAUAAACACCUUUGUCAUCAAUGCCACGGUCAAACUAAAUUAUAUAAUUCUGUCCAGAUAGCGAUACUAAAGUUCGCAAUAACAACUUUAUCGUCAGUUUUAAUCAAUCAAUGAGAUUAUCUGUAGUUGCCAGAAUAGGUAUAAAUACGGACAGACAGUCACCAAUAAUUCUGUGUCUGUCUAAUAAACUGACUGUUUAUUCA
Molecule: messenger RNA, 3052 nt
Organism: Haliotis rufescens (red abalone)
Lineage: Eukaryota; Metazoa; Mollusca; Gastropoda; Lepetellida; Haliotidae
Product: glutamine synthetase-like
Exons: 3
Coding region: 67-1383 (438 amino acids)
Cellular component (GO): cytoplasm; membrane
Molecular function (GO): glutamine synthetase activity
Source: RefSeq, a predicted model, not a curated record